This is a messenger RNA of Rubroshorea leprosula, 683 nucleotides long. Lineage: Eukaryota; Viridiplantae; Streptophyta; Magnoliopsida; Malvales; Dipterocarpaceae. The record is from the annotation of a GenBank genome assembly.
UUCCUCCUUCAUCCUCCUCCUCCUUGCGGCUGAGCGGCAACUGACUCUCCACUUUGAUCUCUGCAAUUCUGUGAAUCCCUAAUGGCUCCAAAGAAGGACAAGGCACCCCCUCCAUCCUCAAAGCCUGCGAAGUCUGGUGGAGGGAAGCAGAAGAAGAAGAAAUGGAGCAAGGGAAAACAAAAGGAGAAGGUGAACAACAUGGUUUUGUUUGACCAAGCAAUAUACGAUAAACUUCUUUCUGAAGUUCCAAAGUACAAGCUCAUUACUCCUUCUGUCCUAUUUGACAGAUUGAGGGUAAGAUAUGAGAUUAACAUGUUUUUGUUUUAGCCUUUUAGUGUAUUGUUUUGAUGUUUUAUUAGAAUUAGAACUAUAGAAUGGAUUCAUUGGUUCAAGUUUUGGUUAGGCUUUAAGAUGAAGGAACUGUCAACUAUUUUUUUACUUUCUGUUGCACAUGGUGUUUUAAUGCGCUUUCUAUGAUAUGGGUGUGGUUGUUUGAGGAGAUGGAUUUGAUUUCGACCUUAAAAUGAUUGUUGCAAUUCAGUUUAUCAUAUAGGACCUAUUUCUUUUAGCUUUUCUUCAUUUUCAUUACAUUGCUUGUGUAUUUGUAUAGUGCAGGAUUCUUUGAGGAGGGUCAUCUAUUUGUGUUUUAAUGGAGCUCCCUUCAAUAAAUAUUUUUCUUCCCU